Messenger RNA from Malurus melanocephalus (red-backed fairy wren), 7833 nucleotides. It is a transcript of the gene GPR158, whose product is annotated as G protein-coupled receptor 158. Gene Ontology annotation, cellular component: membrane. Bases 159 to 3722 code for a protein of 1187 amino acids. Gene Ontology annotation, biological process: G protein-coupled receptor signaling pathway. The transcript is spliced from 11 exons. Gene Ontology annotation, molecular function: G protein-coupled receptor activity. NCBI's taxonomy places the organism in Eukaryota, Metazoa, Chordata, Aves, Passeriformes, Maluridae. The record is from RefSeq and is a predicted model, not a curated record.
GCGGCGCCGCCACAGGUGACUCGYGGGUCGGGGGUCGCGUUCCGCCCCGCUGCCGCUCGGCCGCCUCUGCGCGUUCGCACCCCUGCGUCGCGGCUGCCUGCGCGAAGCCCAUCUUCAGCCGCCUCACCGUGCCGGCGCGACCGGCAGCACCGGGGGACAUGGCUUUGCUCCRGCUCCUUCUCCUCUUGCUCUUCGCCCAGCGCGGGCUGGGGGCUGCCGCCGACCAAGGGCAGGCGGUGCGCGGCCGGGAGCGGGCGCUCGGAGGGAGGCAGCCUAUUUACAACCACAUCAAGAGCCGGGAGCCUCCGCCGGCCCCGCGGAGCCGCUCUUCGGAGAGCACCAUCUUGGCGCAGCGGCUCGCCGAGGAGGUGCCCCAGGACGUGGCCUCGUUCCUCUACACGGGCGACUCCCGGGAGUUGCGGCGAGCCAACUGCUCCGGGCGGUACGAGCUGGCCAGCCUCGCCGGCAAGUCGCGCUUCACCUCGCACCCGUCCCUGCACGGCGCCCUGGGCACCCUCACCCACGCCACCAACUUACUCAACAUGAUCCUCCAGAGCAAUAAGUCGCGGGAGCAGAACUUGCAGGAGGACCUGGAGUGGUACCGCGCCUUGAUCAGGAGCCUGCUGGAGGAGGACCCCAACAUCUCCAGGGCCGCUAUCACUUUCAGCACGGAGCCUUUUUCCUCCACUCCCCAGGUUUUCCUCCAGGCCAGCAGGCACGAGAGCCAGGUCCUCCUGCAGGACUUGUCCUCCUCGGCUCACCGCCUGGCCAACGCCUCUGUGGAAACGGAGUGGUUCCACGGCUUGAAGCGCAAGUGGAGGCCGCAUCUGCACAGGAAGGUCUUAAACACGGGCCCCAAAACUUUGGAAAACAGUUGGAAGAGACGGGAGAGCUUCAGUGCUGAUAAGAACCACAUCAGGUGGUCUUCACCGUACCUGGAGUGUGAGAAUGGGAAUUACAAACCCGGCUGGCUGGUGACUCUCUCGGCGGCUUUCUAUGGGCUGCGGCCAAACCUCCUGCCCGAGUUCAGAGGUGUUGUCAAAGUCGACAUCAAUCUGCAGAAGGUGGACAUUGACCAGUGUUCCAGCGAGGGAUGGUUCUCAGGGACACACAGGUGUCAUCUCAACAAUUCUGAGUGCAUGCCAAUUAAAGGCCUUGGAUUUGUGCUUGGAGCCUACAAAUGUAUUUGCAAGGCUGGAUUCUAUCAUCCCAACAUCUUCUCAGUGAACAGCUUUCAGAAAAAGGACGCAGAAAAUCGCUUUUCUGGUGGUGAAUUGUCGGAGGAAAUCUACACCUGCCUACCCUGCAGAGAAGGAUGUUCUUUCUGCACAGAUGACACUCCCUGCUAUGCACAGGAGGACAAAUACUUACGGCUGGCGAUCAUCUCCUUCCAAACGCUCUGUAUGCUGCUGGAUUUCAUAAGCAUGCUGGUGGUCUACCAUUUCCGCAAGGCAAAGAGUAUCAGGGCUUCAGGACUGGUGCUGUUGGAAACCAUUCUUUUUGGAUCACUUCUUCUGUACUUCCCAGUUGUCAUUUUGUAUUUUGAGCCAAGUAUAUUUCGCUGUGUUCUCCUAAGAUGGGUUCGUCUUCUGGGCUUUGCUACUGUUUAUGGAACUGUGACACUCAAGCUGCACAGGGUUUUGAAGGUAUUCCUGUCCCGAACGGCUCAGCGUAUUCCAUAUAUGACAGGUGGGAGAGUGAUGAGGAUGCUGUCUGUUAUUCUUCUGGUAGUCGUCUGGUUUCUCAUUGGCUGGACUUCUGCAAUAACCCAAAAUUUGGAGAGAAACAUUCCACUCAUUGGUCAAGGGCAAACAUCUGACCAUCUGAUCUUCAAUAUGUGCCUCAUAGACCGCUGGGAUUACAUGAUGGCUGUUGCUGAAUUUUUAUUCCUCUUGUGGGGUGUUUAUCUCUGCUAUGCAGUGCGGACAGUCCCAUCAGCAUUUCAUGAGCCACGUUAUAUGGCUGUUGCAGUUCACAAUGAGCUCAUUAUCUCUGCUAUAUUCCAUACAAUUAGAUUCAUUCUUGCUUCAAGACUUCAGUCUGACUGGAUGCUGAUGCUGUUCUUUGCACACACACAUUUGACUGUGACAGUCACUGUUGGGCUACUUCUGAUCCCUAAGUUUUCACAUUCAAGCAAUAACCCAAGAGAUGAUAUAGCUACAGAAGCUUAUGAAGAUGAGCUUGAUAUGGGUCGGUCYGGAUCCUAUCUGAACAGCAGUAUCAACUCAGCCUGGAGCGAACACAGUUUGGAUCCUGAAGAUAUUCGGGAUGAGUUGAAGAAACUGUAUGCUCAGCUUGAAAUCUAUAAAAGGAAAAAGAUGAUUGCUAAUAAUCCACAUCUCCAGAAAAAAAGGUGCUCAAAGAAGGGCUUGGGGCGCUCGAUAAUGCGGCGUAUUACAGAAAUCCCUGAGACAGUCACCAGGCAGUGCUCCAGGGAUGAGAAGGACCUGAUGGAGCACAGUGCUGUGAAGAAUUUGGCCACUCUGAAGAAAAACACACCAGAUUCUACAAGUUCUGCAAAGCCAAAAGAAGAGACUUUGAAAAAUAGAGUAUUUUCCUUAAAGAAGUCCCACAGCACUUAUGAUCAUGUUAGGGAUCAAACAGAAGAACCAAAUGGCUUAACUACAGAAAGUGCAGAAGUUAUACCUUCUGAGAAAAUGCUUCUGGACUCCUUGGAUGGUAACAAAUUAACCAAAAAUGCUCCUGAAAUGGUUGAAGCUGUCUCCACUGAAUCGGUCCCUUUGGUGUGCAAAUCAGUGAGUGCACAUAACUUAAGUGCCGAUAAGAAGCCUCUGCAUCCAAGAACAUCCGUGUUACAAAAAUCCCUCAGUGUUAUUGCCAGUGCCAAGGAAAAGACUCUGGGACUCACGGGUAAAACACAAAGUCUAGAAGAAAGCACUAAAUCUCAUAAACCUCAGCAGAAGGGUAAGGAGGCCAGCAAAAAGCACUCCGCCUCCGAUAAAGGGGAACAUAAGGAUUCCCAGCGGAAAAACUCUACCCACUCUGAGGAAACAAAGAAAACCCAUAAAUCUGGAAUUAUGAAACAGCAAAGGGUUAGUCAAACACCUGCAAACACAGACACAGGCCCAGGUAAGUCUCAGCACAAGGACAAUUUCGACAUAGGAGAAGUUUGUCCUUGGGAGAUAUAUGACCAAAUUCCUGGUCCUGUGCCUUUUGACUCUAAAGCUCAAAAACAUGUGUCUAUUGCUUCCUCAGAGCCAGAGAAAAACCACCCUUCGCAGCCAAAGGGGAAGACUCAUCACAAGCUGAAGACACCUGAGGGGCACCAACAGUCAAAUCAAAAGAGUUCAGAGAAGGUGGAAGCAGCCACUCAGGAGACACAAGAGCAGCAGAUCUUUGAAAAUGAGAAAAACCAGUCAAAUUCCAAGUCCCAGGUCUCUCCUGGGCAGAAGUGUGAGAAUAUUCAUAGGUAUACAUCUAAUACCUAUGCUGGGGAGCGGGAGGAGCUGCCCCAGAAAAGAGCAGAAAAGGAAAACCUCAAUAAAUUGGCAGAACAGAAAAAAAAUGCCUCUUCUGAGGGAAAUGUGCUUUCAUCCAACUCCCAUAAGCCAAGUAGUUACUUACAACAACCUUUAGCAUCUCGAGCUGAAGUCUGCCCUUGGGAGUAUGAUACAGCAGAUUUACCAAAUGCAGAAAGAAGUGUAGCUUUAUUGAACACCUCUGCUAUAAGUGCAAAUAAAACAGCAGCACCUCGAAAAUAAGAGGCUUUUGGACUGAGGAGAGUAGCAACAUUGAGAAGAAAGACAGCAGGAAAGACAGAGAAGACUUAGGCGAAAACCAUCUGAAAAUUCCUAAGGAGCAUCACUUAAAUCAAGGGAAUCAGCACUACAAAUAAGUAGGAGUUAAGUGAAGUAAAUUAUCAUUAAUGUUGUUAUUAUUUAUAUGUUGAGUGCCAACAAUGUGAUUAGCAGUGCCCAGAAUAUGGUCCCUGCUCCAAGGAUUUUACUGUGUCAGUGAAAGAAAUCUGCCUUUGUGAAAUCAAUUCUCUUUCAAAAGAAAAAAAUAGUAAGAUGGUAACAAACGCACAGUGUCGAUCUUAACCAAAUUAUUUCUGGAUGCCGUAACUGGCUGUACCUUGCCCUUGGGACUUUAAAGAUCCAGCAGAAGUAGGGCACAGAAAGUGUCCUGAUGGCAAAAAGGGGUAUCAAUGAGCAGCUUAUUAAAAUGACGACUUUUCACUUUAUGUAUUUAAUCUAAACAGCACUGCUAACUCCAUGUAUCCCAAAAAUAUUUUAUAAAAUGAUUGUUCGCAUUUUCUUAUUAAUGUGUGUUCAAGUAAAUUGUUGUGUCUCAUAUUAAAGCAUUCCAGAUUGUAUAAUUUUUGCAAAUAACUUUGAUAUUAUAUGACACAACAACAUAUUUAUGCAACCUGCAGAUAGUGUCUUCUAAUUGCAAGUUGAAAUACCUGCUGUAGACAUUUCUGUUUAUAUAUGUAAUUGCAGGCAGUAAUCUUUCACUGGCUAUGGAAGCCGUAAUUCAUACUGGGAAAUUCUUUUGAGCUGUGGAGAUUUUUUCUUUUCCUUUCAUGUAUUUAUAUAGUGAUUUUUUUUGUUUUGUUUACUCCCUGUUAUUUAAAUUUAUAGUUUGAUACUGUACUAUUCAGGGGUUUUAUAUGCAGUAAGUUAUGCACUUCCCUGUUAAUGCUCAUAGACUUUGUUAAUAGCAGCAAUUCAGUCAUCUUAGCUGCAUAUUCUGGUAAGUCUUAGGACAAUUUAUUUGGGUUUUUGUUACUGACUGGAAAAUAUUUAAGAAACCAGAAAUCCUACUUUAAACAUUGAUGGUGAUGAUCUUGUUCAGUAUUUCCUACUGAACCUAUCCUGUUCAAGUAAGAAUGACAAUGAAUAUACCCCAGAAAUUAUCACCUGUUCUACUAAAACCAGACAGCUCUGGCAAAUAUAUUAGUUAGCAUACAUGAAACAACACUGUACUGUUUAUCCCUGUUGGCAAACCUCAAAGAUUGGCCCUUGGAGUGAGAAGUCCAAAAUAUUACUCUUCCCCCAUAUAUGCAAAUGUAAGAGAUACUGGGAACAGAAAUGAUGGCAUCUCUCUCCAGCUCUCCAAAAUGCUUUGACUUUUUUAAAAUUUAUAUGUACAUUUACAGUAAAAGUCAGUGUUUGAUACAGUGCUACUUUUCAGCAAUAGCUACAGUCCUCAUUGUGCAUAUGAGCUUAAUUCAUAGGUGGCCCAUUCACAACUGUGAGUCUCAGUGACAGUUCACCAUCAGGGCCUGAGGACGUUUUUUGAAGAUUCUGAGGAGAAUCAGUAGUAAGGAAUCAGCCCCAGCCAUCUCAAUGCAGUACCAGUAAAGUGCUGUUCACAGGAAUUGGCUAUACUAUGUGUACUCCAAAACAGACAGUCCUAAAGAACUKGUGCAAUUUGAGAGAAGUGAUGGGAUUCAGUGGAAGAACAUGAAAGGAGGAUGACUGAAUAGAAUGUGUUGUUUAAUAUAUAUAUAAUAUAUAUAAAAAUAGAUAUUUAUAUAUGUUUAAUAUAUAUAUAUAAAUGUCAUAUCUAAUACACACAUGCACAUACACGUAUGUAGUAAAACUGAUUUUUUGUGGCAUCAUAAAAAAGUGGCUUAAGAUAAAAUGCAAUGAGCAGAGGGACUUGGACAGCCUGGGCUUGGGGAGGACCUCUUCUGUCCUUUAAAAAGGAGAGGAGUCUGUGGGCAUGUCUAGACUGACAGGUCAAGAUGGAUCUGAUUUUCCUACUGCCGCUGCUAAGCCCAAACCUGGAAUGUGCCAACACCUGAGCCAGCUGGGGACAAGUUGACUCAGGUCUUGGUGCUCUCCAAACAUGUUACCUCACAAAUUCUGCUCAUUAGCUCCAGAUUAAGUGGCUAAACUGCCCCAGCCAACCUGGUUAUCCAGGACAGUGCUCAUUUCCACCAUGGGGACGUGCUGACUUAGGUCUCUGUUAMCCUGGCCUUGUCUGACUCUUCCACCCAUGAAAGGGAGUCAGGCAUACGAGUCUGGGUGCUUUGGACAUCACACUUUGUGCAGCCCAAAUCCAGCUCUGUCCUUAGUGUGGAAAAGAGYUGAGAUUAGAUCUGUGUGCUCAGAUUCUCCCUUCCCAGUCCCAGACACUCRUGGGAUUUGUCUGUAACUUGUCUGUCAGCUUCAGGGGGACUUGAUCAGGUUUCUGAGAGAAAGUAACUGUAUUUCUAUGGGAAGAAGUCUGUCCUAGGAACAGAGCUUUCUGGCAAUUCUCCAGGAGCAGAGAAAUACACAAUUUUAAACGUGCUGAAAUGGUGACUACCUUGCAUCUCUCUCACCCUUGAAGGGAAGUUCUGCAGUCUCAGCAGUGAUUUUUGGGAUUGGGGCUGGUGGGACAGUUUAUGGCAGGCUGCCCUGACUCACUCACGGGAUCCCGACUGUGAGGGUAGAAGUGGGCAUCCAUGGAGGGAUCAUGGAAGGAGAUAUUGUAUGCACUCACUGCCUCUUGGAGACUGAUGGUUGCAAGGAGCAGGCACCAGCCCUCGUGCCCUUGCUCAUCUGUCCCUCCAUCCUUUACCUGGGAGCUGAGCAAGGCCACACUGCCCAUGCCCUGCUCUGCAGGAGCUCUGUAGGGGCACAGUGUGCACCAGGGAUGAGAGAUCCACAUCGGCCAAGUGUCUGCACAGUACCACUGCCCCUUGCAUUCCUGGCAGGAUCAAGCCCUCCAUGCAUGAUUGUGUCUGUGCCACCGCUGUGUAUCAAUACUUGCUCCGUUUCUUUUCCCUUUCUUUCUUUUCUAAAAGAUAACUUCAUUAGAAACACAGAAACAAAACCCACUCAUUGGCUGGCAUAAAACAGACCAGCUGCAGAGCAAGCAAAAAGUGAUGACUGGUUUACCAGGGAAGGCAUUGGCUUGUAUAUUCUCAUUUGAUUUAGAUUUCUUUCAUCCUGACCCUUUCCCUCACUUCUUAUAAACUGUCUGUUAUGGUUCUUUAGGCUCGUUGUAGUCACAUCCCCUAAGACUGACACAGUUGGAGAACUUUUCUUUUGAAGAMAACAGAGCUUUCCCCAGUUUAUUAAGCGUUUGAUCUUUGGGCUGCAGAUUCAAUUGGGACUUAAAUUGUUUCACAUUUAAGAAAAUGAGGGGCCAAACUUCACUCAACUAUUCUAUUUCACUAUGAUGCUGCUAGAAGCAUUGCUUAAUGAAGACAUACUAAGUUAGACAUAAAUAAUGUUCUGUAUUUCAUAGGUUUUUCUCCACCAGCAUAUAUUGACUAGAUUGCUUAGAUGUCUUUUUCUGGAAUUUCAUUGUCAUUGUUCAGCCAAGAGAAGUGCAACUCUAAAGUAAAGAUGUUAUAAAGAUGUUUUCUAGCAGAUCUGUUAACAGAAAAGACAGUAAACAUGAAGGUCACAAACAUUUGCUAGGUUGUCCUUCUAAUGCAUGUGCAAGCUGCAUUUCUCCUUUAUUUCUAAGCCAUGGUUUAUAAAUGAUUAGAUUUAUACCAAUCUUAUUAGAGUUGUAUAAUUUAUGCAAGAUUAUGCGCUUUAAACUAUAAAUCAGUACACACUUCUCAUCAGCUUUGGUGGCAUCAUAGACCUGAAACCGGACAAGACRUUUAUAUUUGCUCUCCUUAGGCUUUUGCAUGCAUAUGACAACAGGCAGGCCUGAGCAAACACUGCCUUUGACUUUUGAAAUUUUAGCUACUCCAAGUUGUAGAGUAUAUAAAGCUGUAAGUCUCUUCACUUUAUAAUGUGGUUCUUAUGACAAUGUUAUCUGGCAACCAACAGCAUCCACCAUGAAAUACUUGAUAGAUUUAUGUUGUAAUGUGUUGCAGCAUGUAAAUAAUGUAACUUCUCUGCAAUAAAGCACAUUUAU